AUGGCUCAGGCUCCAUAUGUGAAACUUGGGGCUGGAGCUGGGGAGCGAUGCCCCAGACUGAUGGCACGGGUGCCUAUCAUUUCUUGGUUGUCCACCUAUAAGGCCAAGUACUUCCUCACCGACCUGUCAGCCGGUGUGAGUUUGGGCACCAUGUGCUUGGCCCAGACUAUGGCACAUGCAACCAUUGCGACCACGGAACCCAUUCAAGGCCCCCAUUGUGCUCUAUUGCCACCUUUGAUCUAUGCAUGUCUUGGCACAUCGCGACAUGGCUCCGUCUCUUCUGGCGCCAUGGCUGCGAUGAUCUUGGCCAACGUGUUGCAGCCCUUCCCAGAGCAACGAGAUCGGACACAGCUUGCCUCACUGCUGGCACUGGUGGCAGGGGUCAGUCAGAUUCUGAUGGGUAUUUUCGACCUGGCUUCUGCCGUACGCUUCUUGUCUCAACCAACGUUGAGUGGCUUCGUGACUGGUGGAGCGGUGCUGAUCAUCGUGUCACAACUCAGAAGUUUCUUCGGCUACACACACUUCCCACAUGCACCAGGUCCGUUUCAAAAGAUUUGGGCUUGCAUGAAUCAGCUGCACGAAGCAAAUUGGACCAACGUUUCUCUCUGCACAAUCCUAAUCUUACUGGUGGUGAUUUGCAAGCGAAUCAAGGCCAUCGCCAAAAGAAAACAGGGCUCCAGUUUCUGGAAACUCCUCCAAAACAUAGCACAGGUGAAGGAAAUUUUGGUAGUGAUCCUGGGGCUUCUCUUUGUGAAAGUGACCAAAAAGGAGGAUGGCUCCACCAGCGUGCCGGUGGUUGGUCCGAUACCCCAGGGCUUGCCGCCCUUUCAACUUCCCUGGCAACAAGAGGCAACCCGAAAGUUGUUGGAAAGACCCAGUGAUGUCCUGCACAACUUCCUCCUCAGUGGUGUCAUUGUAGCAUUUUCCACCUUCCUCACCUCCUACUCCAGUUUCAAAAAGCAGGCCCUGGUGUGUGAUUACAACCUCGAUGCACGACAAGAACUUUAUGCCCUUGGAGCAGCUGGUGUUUUGGGAUCAUUUUUUGGAGCUUUCCCCCCCAGUGGCUCUCUGAGUCGAACCGGUUUGGCGGUGCAGCUGGGGGUGAAGUCCCAGAUCUGCGGCAUUUGCACCGCUGCCACGGUGGCAGCAGGGCUGAUCUUCCUGGCUCCAGCCCUGGAGGAUUUGCCAAAGGCAUCCCUUGCAGCCAUUGUGAUGGUCUCUGCUGAGGGGCUCAUGGAUUUUCAAAUGCCCAAAAAACUAUGGCAAAGUGCACCACAAAGUUUUCGAAGUAGCUUCCGAAAGGACCUUUUGGUUUGGAUGGUGGGAUUUUUGUGCACCAUUCUGGCGGGAGCGCUCUAUGGAAUCGUGCUGUCGGUCUUGGUGGCCAUCGCGCAAGUGGUGGCAGAAGCUGCCACCCCCAAGGCCGUAACGCUUGGGGAGGUGCCAAGGCUCAAACAGUGGCAUGAUGUGGAGGUUUGGCCAGAAGCAGCUUCUGUACCAGGCGUGUUGGUUUUUGAGUUCCGCGGCCCAUUGGUCUUUGCCAGCGCUGAAUGGUUCGAGGAGGAGGUGGAGCGUAAACGUCUCCAAGCAGAGGUCAAGGUGAAAUUCAUUAUUCUUUGUAUGGGUGCGGUGCCUAGCGUUGACUAUUCAGCUCUCAACAUGUUGCGUGGUCUCCUCAGCGAGUGGCGUAGCAAAGAUCUACACUGCCUGGUGGCUGAAGCCAACUCCAUGGUGCUGGAACUGCUGAGGGAACAGCUGGGACAUGAGCUUUUACAACAGUUCGCCACAAAUCACGCAGAACUGCACUUCCAGACAGAGGAGGUUUUGAGUGUCGACGAUGCCGUGAGAAUCGCAAAAAAACGCUUAGUGAACGGUAUGGGAAAACACAAGCGGGCUAUGGAUCAAUACGCUGCCCUGGCCAAACCACCAAAACAGUUAGGUAUGCUGUGCUUUUGGGCUUCGGUGCAUGGUUGCGAGGGUCAUGGGCGCUUGGACUUCUGUGCGGGAGAGAUCCCAGUGAAUCACAGUUCUCCAGUUCUCCAUAGGUCCUUCGCGGUCCUCAUGGCUAUGGCCGUCGCGGUGCCGAUGUUUGUCCCAAUGGGCGUGGCUGCUUUGCAUCCAGACAACCUGGGCUUCGUCAGAGUAGUGGCAGUUGCGCUUACGGCCCUGGUGGCUUUUGCCCUGCUUCCCUCUUUGCUCGACUGGGGCUACUAUGGCACCAAGCGGCCCCUAUGGGCGAUGGGAAAUCACUUGCUGUACAACUUCGGUGUUGGUGGCGGUGGGGCUGGUGCUGACCUCUAUGGGACCGAGCCAUGGACCUUCUAUGCGAAGAACCUUGUGCUGAAUUUCAACAUUGUAGCUUUGAUGGCUGUGCCAUCGCUGGCACUCACAUGGAAACGCUGGCGUUUGUUUCUGGCGCUCACGCCGAUGUAUGUGACUUUGGCCUUAUUCUUCAAGAUGGCGCACAAAGAGGAGCGAUUCCUGACGAUGACCUACCCCCACAUUUGUUUGGCUGCAGCUGUCACCUUGGAUUGGAUCCUCCAACGAACUGUUGGCUCAAGAUCGGCUAUAGCAACCUUUGGAGCCCUUGUUGUCGUGGCCUGCUUUUGGUGCAUAUCCUUGUCGCGGAACGCCGCCCUGUACCAUCACUUCAAGGCACCUUUGCGGAUCUAUGAAGAUUUCUACUACUCCAAUUCGUCCAGAGUGGUACCGCUUUCCAUCGAGUUUCUUCCUUCCAGAGAUGCAGGCACAGCUGAAUCACAGCUGACCUUCAGCCCUUUUUUGCAACACGAUCCGUUUGGCUGGACACCAUUCGAAUGGUUUGGCACGGAGAACCGCUCGGUCAGUUGCAGCAUCUCUGUGCCCGGCAUUGCCAUCCGAACGGAAGGGCUCGGCAGCACCAAGCAAGAUGCCAAGACGAAGGCCACGGCUGACUAUGUUCAGAUCUUGCAGAACCAUGGCCUCAUGCAGACGCCGCCCAAGAUCCAACAGAAGAAGCGGAAGGCAUCCGCACCCAGCGGCAGCGCCGCUAAGCGACACGGCCAUGCCCGUCCUGUGAGUCCAGGGCCAGUGCCAGUGGGACGGGUGCCAGCGAAACGGAUGCAGUGCAGUGACGUGAUCACGGGCAAGAUGGUGGAACUCUUGCGGGCGAAUAAACUGCAAGAUGCUGUGCAGAAAUUGCAGGAAAUGGUCAAGACAAAUCAGUUCAUGAACCUGAAACAAAUCGCCAAACUCGCCGACUCCAUCGGUAUGCGCACCAGCGAAGCAGCUUGCCGUGACUUCUUCGACGCGCUGGAGGCGCUGGAUCUGGUGGAGGCGCCUUCGGCGGCGGGGCAGAAGUACUUCGGCCGCUUCGUGCGAUGGGCGCUGAGGGAGUUCCUGGCGGAGUCCAAAAGCACCGUGGACCUGGCCAAGAACGUGCCAGGACGACAUGUGCUGGAAAGGAAUGGCAGCUGCUUGCAGGUGCUUCUGUCGCCAGGAUCCAAGGCAUCACAGCUCGUAGCGAAACCAGCAGUUCCCAGCACAAAUUGCAGCUUCCAGCGUGGCGAUUGGAUCUUGCUCACCUUUCCCCAUACAUCCCGUCCGAGUGAAGUUGCGAACAACCACUGGGGUCACCCACAACAUAUGGGUGUGACUGGUGUCAGUGCGGGAAUUUGUGCCGAAGCCGAAAUUCAGUCUACCAAUUCGCUUCCUGAAGUCUCUUUCGAAGUGAGGAUCAUGGGCGAAGCAGUGGAUGGCGUGGCAGCCAAGUUGAAAGACAAGACCUGUCGCAUGGACAAAAUUGCGAACCAUGUGACGUUGAGUCGUCAACUGGAUGCGUUGCAGAAGGUCUGCAGCGUUGAUCCUGGGAAGCAAUGGAAUGCUCAUCUCAUUGCCCACGCCAUGCGCCAAGCCAACAAUGAGAAGGACAAUCAGGAAGCAGCCUGGGUCAAGAAUCUCCUGCUGUGUGCAGAUUCCCCGCAUGCCGGGAAAGAACCAGACCUCGCUGCGGAAGAAGUGGCCUUUUCCUUAUCCCCUCACAACCCACUGUUGCUCGAAGCCAAUGAGUCGCAACGUCAUGCCUUACUCUCAGCCUGUGGGCGACAGUUGACUCUGAUCCAGGGGCCACCAGGAACAGGUAAGACCACCACAGCUCUACUGCUGGUGCGUGCCUGGGUCUUUUCCAACAAGCGCCCCGUGCUGUGUGCGGCAGAUAGCAACAUCGCUGUGGACAACCUGGUGGACGGCUGUGCCAAGGCCCGUCUGCAUGUGGUCAGAGUGGGAAGACCCGAGGCCACUCGAAUGGACUUGGAGCAAUACAACUUGCUGGAAAUGGUGAAGCUCGACAGGAAUAGGAAGGGAAUGGAUCCCAAGACGCAGUUUGGCCGACAGAAGCAGAUCCUCAGCGAAGCUGAUGUGGUGUGUAGCACCUGUUCGGGCGCAGAUCAUCCAUUGAUCCAACACAUGACCUUUGUGCGGGUGUUAUUGGAUGAGGCAGCUCAGGCUACCGAACUGUCCUCCUUGGUGCCCUUGAUGAAAAUGAAACCUGAAGCUUGUGUGACCCUGGUGGGUGAUCACCGGCAGCUGCCUCCAACCAUCAGCAACGUCCAGGUGGACGUGGAAGGUUUCGGCACUUCCCUGUUCGAACGCAUGGCGGGGCAGGGAGUUCAACCUUAUCUGCUGAACAUCCAAUAUCGGAUGCAUCCAUGCAUCUCUGCCUUUCCUUCUUCCAUGUACUAUGACGGGCAGAUCCGUUCUGGCAUUGCUGGCGCCUCACGAAGACCGCCGCAGGGGAUCGCAUGGCCUGCCCCGGAAGUUCCGGUGACCUUCCUACCAGUGGCCGGUCAAGAGCUUUCUGAAGGCACCUCUUGGAGUAACAAAUCAGAGGUUGAAGCUGUGCAAGAGCUGCUGAAGAGCCUAUGUGCGUGGGAUGACAUCAGUCAAGAGGAGGUUGGCAUCAUCACGCCCUACGCGGCCCAAGCCCGCUUGCUGCGGCGAACACUUGGCUGCCCUGCGCCGGGCAAACGCGGCACGGGCGGGAUGACCGUGGAGGUGAGCAGCGUGGAUGGCUUCCAAGGUCGAGAGAAGGAUGUGAUCAUCGUAAGCACCGUGCGGGCCAACUCCAGAGGCAGCGUAGGCUUCGUGGGUGAUCCUCGGCGACUGAACGUCACCCUGACCCGCGCCAAGAGGGGCUUAGUGGUGGUUGGCUGUUUCGAGACUUUGUCCCAUGACCAGAAUGGCUGGGGACCAUGGUUGCACUGGGCACAGGAACGUGGACUUGUGGCAGGCUGCUCAGCCACAGCGCCAGAGGCGGCAGAGGUCCGGCACAGCUGUUGGAUUCCCCAGUAA
Messenger RNA from Cladocopium goreaui, 5328 nucleotides. NCBI's taxonomy places the organism in Eukaryota, Dinophyceae, Suessiales, Symbiodiniaceae. The record is from the annotation of a GenBank genome assembly.